This is a messenger RNA of Penicillium bovifimosum, 1494 nucleotides long. RefSeq names its product Pal1 family protein. The record is from RefSeq and is a predicted model, not a curated record. Lineage: Eukaryota; Fungi; Ascomycota; Eurotiomycetes; Eurotiales; Aspergillaceae. The coding region runs from base 1 to 1494 and encodes 497 amino acids. Gene Ontology annotation, cellular component: cytoplasm. The transcript is spliced from 4 exons.
AUGAAUGCCCCUCCAGCGCUUGGGUUUGCGCCAGGCGUUUCGCUCGCCCCGCAAGUGUUUCUGCCAGCAAUAGAACAUCAACCCUCACCAACAGCGGCCAGUUUUGGCUCCAACAACCCUUUCCGAAACCGCGCUCUUUCCCCCUCAGCUGCCGGACCUGUCUCGUCGAGGAAUCCACCGGAGCGCCCAAGAUCAACAAAUCCAUUCUUAGACGACACUGAAGCACUGUCUCCUCAGUCGGCCCCUGGAAUGUCGACUGGUACCAGCAUGAUCUCUCCGAUUGAGAAGAACGACGUGUCCAGCCACACGCGGGAGCUUUUUGAAUCGCUCUCCCUUAACCCUACACCUCAACCACACACUCGCCCCGCUCCUUCUGAUGCCAACAGACGAAACCCCCCAACUGGCAACAGGCCUCCGAGAGAGCGCCUGGUUCGCCCGCCCGGACGGUCAGCUACUUCGAAAGAAAAAGAUCCGCUCGAUAUUUUCGCCGAUCCCCCUAGUCUGUCCGAGAACGCCAAGGGCAAGGCGCCCCGUCGUCCCCGUCGGAACUCCGAAUCCUCGGUGAUGGACCGAAGCUCCAAGCUGCUGGACCUCGAUGAUGAUGACAGGCGCCGACGCGAGCGACGUCAUCGCGAACGCGAAGGUCGCAGCAAAGAUGGCAAAUCGAAGUCUGGCCGCAAGGACCGACGACUCGAUAUCAUUGAUAAAUUGGAUGUGACAAGCAUCUAUGGCACAGGAAUGUUCCACCACGACGGUCCGUUCGAUGCCUGUAACCCCCAUCGCAAUCGCCGUGGCGUGCGAACGGCGCCCAUGCAAGCCUUCCCCAAGGGAUCUUCCAACAUGGCCCUGGGCGGUACAGGUCCGAACAACUCCAACAUCGAUCUCAACCUAUUCCAUGGCAGGAUGGAGGAAGGACACAACGACUUUGCGACCGCUGCCCGCCGCAAUGCCGACUCAGGCAACAGUUUCGAUCCCACUGCCCGAGUAGACCCGAUCCACGGACCACAAAGCAUGGGACUGGGAACGAGCACUUUCCUCGACGGAGCUCCUGCCAGUCGGUCUGCCAUGGCACGCCGCCAGAGUGAGAAUGAGGGCUCUCUGGCGCCAAAUACUGGCCUUGCACGAAAGAAGAGUUUGGCUCAGCGAUUGCGUGGAAGAGCUGGACCUGGUCGCAUUGCUCCGUCCGACCACUCUUCCGUGCCCCCGGCGCCAGUAGUGGGCUCCAGUCAUUCGGCCUCUUCCCGGGGCAAUGAGAAGAACCCAUAUUUCCAAGAAUAUGAAGAGGAAUGGGAUAAGAAGGGAUCAAAUAUCGAAGCACGCCUUGAAGGUGGCCGACUUCGAUCAUCUAGCAGUCCCAAGCAGGUGACCGGAUUGGAGCGCAAGGCCACCAAUGACCGACCUUAUGAAGAGUCGAAGCUCAACCCUGGUGGUGGUUUCUUGAACCGGAUGAAGAGUUUGCGCAAACCUAAGCCGGAACGACGCACCAGCGACUGA